Molecule: messenger RNA, 3099 nt
Organism: Corticium candelabrum
Lineage: Eukaryota; Metazoa; Porifera; Homoscleromorpha; Homosclerophorida; Plakinidae
Exons: 8
Coding region: 1-2889 (962 amino acids)
Biological process (GO): protein phosphorylation
Molecular function (GO): ATP binding; protein kinase activity
Source: RefSeq, a predicted model, not a curated record
AUGGCUACGUCGACACCACAUCUGCCAUCUGUUCGAGAUGUGUUGACGAUGGGGUUCGAGCGUCUUCUUUCCUUGUGUGACGAUCUCGGUCUGCAUGGAGACUUCGAAAGGCGGAUUCAGUGUCUCGAAGCUGUGUUGGAGCAUUAUCGCAGCAAGGGUUGGAUCGAACAAGAAGAACCAGUUUUUCUGUCAAUCGUCGAAACGUUGUAUGAAAGCUUUGCUCAGAAAAGACAAACACUGCGGGAUCUUGUGGAUAGAGUCCGUCAGUUUAUUACAGAAGAAGAGAAUAAAGUUAUUCUGGAGAAAUUGCUUCCUUCUGAGUUGAUAUCCAGUGAAAAUUGGAAGUUGAAAGAUUGUGAAGGUCUUCCGUCAAUACUAGUAGCCGGUUCGACUUCGUCAGGUAAAAGCACUUUAGUCAACGCACUACUUGGAGAAGAAAUCCUGCCUGUCCACCACAACGCAGCGACUGCCGUUUUGUGUGAAAUCAAAUAUUCAGAUGAUGGCACGAAGUUUGCAAUAGCACAUUUUCAAAUGAAAGACGAGAAGUUGGAUUUGUCUACUGAUGACGGCCGGCACCGUUUGAAAGAGUGUGUAAUUCAACGUCGCAUUGCCGGCUGUCAAGACGAAAGUGAAGACGAAUUCAUCUGUUCUUCUGUAGAAAUCUUUUGGCCUCAAAGCUUCUUGAAACAUAUGAUCCUUGUAGACAGCCCGGGGACUACAGACGACACUCGAUAUAGCGACAUCACCGAACGGUACCAGAAUGAACUUGCUAGCGGUUUUAUAUAUGUCGUCAAUUCUACUCUAGCUGCCGAAGAAGCCGCUAAGAUUGGAAAAUUGUUGGAAGCUGUUACGAAUGCCUCUAAUACUCUACCUUCUCCUCACUCUGCUAUUUUUGUUCUCAACAAGUGGGACUCGUUUUGCAAAGUUCGUAGAAAAAAACCGGAAAGAGAUGAUUUUAUCGUCAAAUUUUGCAAACAACUUGAAAGUGCUUGGCCAGGUUUCAAGGAAGACCAAUUGAUUACAAUGAACUCGCUAUUAGCUUGCACAGCUCGGCAAUACGGACUUAACUCACAAGAUAUCAAAAAUUUAUGUGAUAAGUUGAAGACGUUGCUGCCAUCAAGCAUGGACGAGAUGCUAAGAAGGAGUGUAGGGGAAGUAAAGAAGAGAGUAGAUCAAAUAGAACGAAAACUAGAAAACACGAUCCGUCAGCUUAAGUUGCCACUUGAAGAACGCAAGCAGCUACAAACUAAGGACAUUGAAAAAAUUGAGAACUUUGAAAGGGCAUUGAAAGAAUGCAAAAAACACCUUAAUACAGAAAUAGAGAAACAUGUGACAAAGCUACAGCGUUACUUGCAAGAAAAUCGAGAUAAGAUUCUAAGUUCUGUAGAUUUGAAAUUGACAAAUUUUAAUCAAUCCAAGUUAGAAAAUGAUGAAACCGUCUUGAAAGAAACUUUGGAAGGUGCUGUAAUGGCAAGUAUUCCUGAUUACCCGGGCUUCAACGACUUCGUUCGGUGGACAGACAGUCUUGAAGUAAAAUCAACUCUGAAAAGCAUUCUUGACCAUUUUGGAGGUAUAGAGGCUGACUUAAACUGCACUCUUGAUACAAGCGACGUCACUGUAGAUGUUGAAGAUUCUUCUUUUGCCAAAAUUGCUCGUGGACUUUUGAUUGGAAUUCCCCUGGUCGUUCUCGCUAUCGUCGUUGCUCCAGUAACAGCAGUUGCCGUUCCAAUUUGGUUUGCCCAUCGCAGUAAGAAGACGUCACGGAUACGAUCACUGCUGCAGCAACGAUAUGAUGAAUUUCUUGAUCAAAGCGCAACUACGCAUGCAGAGCUAAAGAAAUUAUUGGAACGUCAUACCGCUGUUGUUUCUCAGGCCUUUUAUUACGUUCACAAAAUUAUUCCUGAAAAAGUAGAAAGUUUGAAGAAAGAGCUAGAUGAUCGACUACUACAUGAUUCCCAAAAUGAGCCUCGGUACCGGCACGUGCUAAAUUCUUGUCAAUCCGUAAAAGGAGCACUGUGCAGAUUUAUGAUUGAUCUCGACAUUCACGAAUACAGAGAAGGUGACAUCAUCUGGCCAAAUAGACAGCGACAACGAGUUGGAUUCGGUUCGUUCGGAACCGUGUACGAAGUUCAAGUGAAACGCAAAGGAACUCAAGUAAGCGCAGCUUUAAAAGUGCUACAUAACGAAGUCGACGACGACACUGCAAGGCUCUUUGUCAAUGAACGAGACAGUUGCAGGAAGUUUAAACACAAAAACUUGGUUGAGCUCUAUGGGACAGUCAUAUUUCCAGAUUUUGAAAGCGUCAAACGUGCUGCUUUCCUGUUUGAAUGGUGCGACGGCGGAACUCUACGAAAGGAGUUGGAAGACAACUACAAGGUGCCAGAUCUAGUGACAAGCGCUACUAAUAGAGCGAGAGCUGUAGCAUUGCAAGUGGCUGAUGGAUUGCAUAAUCUUCACAUAAAAGGCGUUAUUCACAGAGAUAUAAAACCGGAAAAUAUUUUACUUACAGGUGCCAACAGAUCAGUAAAGAUAGCUGACAUGGGGCUAAUUAAACAAGCAGAUCAAGCAAAGACGGUUAUUGGAACCCAUCGUUAUAUGGCACCAGAAAUCAUUCAGGAAAGCCCUUAUGGUAGCGCAGCAGAUAUCUACAGUCUAGGAGUAGUACUAAUUGAAAUAUGGUUUGGCGAACUCCCAAUUCAGCUGGACAUGAACAAACCAUUAGGAAAUCAAUUAGACGAUCUGUCAGGAUCACAAACAGCGCAAAGCGAGAGUCCAAGAAAAAUCUGGCUGACAAUUGCAAAGAGAUGCUGCAACAGGGUGGCACCAGACAAAAGACCGAAAGCAGACGAUAUUGUGAAAGAAAUGAAAGAUUGGGACAAAAAAACUUAACUCUGCUAUUUCCAUUUAAUUAAUUAAUGUAUGUCUGCCUGUGACUGUUUACCAUAUGUCUGCAUCCAUCAUCUUAGCGUAUAAUUAAUUAACUAGAUUCAUACCUGUUUUGUUGAAAACAGUUGGUUAAUGUAAUCUACAGGAUUGAAGUCCGGACUAUCGAGAGGAUCAUGGCUGGGUAAUAACUGUAAAAAAGUAAAUAAAUUAAAC